AUGGAUCAGAAAGAAACACCGCUUGCCAAUGCUGCGUUUUGGGCUGCAAGAAAAGGAAACCUGGCUCUCCUCCAGCUGCUGCUGAACAGUGGGCGAGUAGAUGUGGACUGCAAAGACAGUCUUGGCACAACAGCUCUGAUGGUAGCAUCUUACUAUGGCCACAUAGAUUGUGUACGGGAAUUGGUGUUGCAAGGAGCAGAUAUCAAUCUGCAGAGAGAGUCAGGUGCAACUUCUCUGUUCUUUGCUGCACAGCAAGGCCAUAACGAUGUAGUGAAGUUUCUCUUUGAAUUUGGAGCCUCCACUGAAUUUAAGAAUAAAGAUGGAGGUACUGCUCUUCUAGCUGCUUGUCAGUACGGGCAUGCAAAAGUAGUGGAAACUCUGUUGAAGCACGGUGCCAACAUUCACGAUCAACUUUAUGAUGGAGCUUCUGCAAUUUUCCUGGCAGCACAAGGAGGCUAUCUGGAUGUCAUCCGACUGCUGCUUUCUUCAGGAGCAAAGGUUAACCAGCCACGGCAGGAUGGGACGGCUCCCUUGUGGAUUGCGUCGCAGAUGGGUCACAGUGAAGUGGUGCGAGUGAUGCUGCUCCGGGGAGCUGAGCGAGAUGCCGCGCGGGACGACGGUACGACUGCUUUACUGAAGGCUGCCAUUAAAGGGUACAACAAUGUGAUAGAAGAGUUGCUGAAAUUCUCUCCCACGCUUGGCCUGCUGAAGAACGGGACCUCUGCUCUCCAUGCGGCCGUCCUGAGCGGCAACGCGAGGACAGUGGCGCUGCUCCUUGAAGCAGGAGCGGACCCGGGCCUGAGGAACAAGGCAAAUGAGCUGCCAGCAGAACUAACAAAAAAUGAACGCAUCCUCCGACUCCUCCGUAUGAAGGAAAAACAAAGGAAAAGCUAA
Messenger RNA from Fulmarus glacialis (Northern fulmar), 894 nucleotides. RefSeq names its product ankyrin repeat domain 29 (gene ANKRD29). The record is from RefSeq and is a predicted model, not a curated record. The transcript has 10 exons. Gene Ontology annotation, molecular function: protein binding. NCBI's taxonomy places the organism in Eukaryota, Metazoa, Chordata, Aves, Procellariiformes, Procellariidae. Bases 1 to 894 code for a protein of 297 amino acids.